This is a messenger RNA of Meloidogyne enterolobii, 324 nucleotides long. NCBI's taxonomy places the organism in Eukaryota, Metazoa, Nematoda, Chromadorea, Rhabditida, Meloidogynidae. The record is from the annotation of a GenBank genome assembly.
AUGGCACAACAAUGUUUGGGAACUUGUACUGAAUUGUGUAGGCAACUAGGAGGUACUCGUGUUGGCAAUAUUCCUUUUAUGGGAAUUGGGCGACAGCCAGCACGUCAGCCAGGAGGAUUGUGGCAGCCAAGAUCUUCACGAAUUGGAGAUAGACGUUUGGGUGGAGGAAGGGGUUGUAGAGAUUGGAUUUUCCCAGCGGGAAGAAUGGAUUGUGGUUCAAUGGUUGCAAGGGGUUUUUGCCUAACAGAUCGAACACGAAUGCUUGCACAAUGUCCGGCACGUUGUAAUUUUUGCUGAGUUGUGAAAGAACAAAUUACAUUGUGA